AUGUUUGGAUUGAGUAAAUUGAAUUUUUUGGUCCCUUACAUGCCGGCCCAUGAUAUUUUCACAAACAACAGCAGUCCAGAGGAGUACAGCAAUGACAUAAUGUCAGAGAAACCAUUCCUAAACAUUCUUAUAGACACCAGUUCGGAGGAUUUUUGGUCAGAUUUGGAUGAAAAUCUUGAAAAUGAAAAUCCAUUUCGUGAGGACUCUUCAACUUUUAUGAGGAAGAAGCUAGCCGUGGAAGACAAAAGAUCACAGAACUGGUCUAGAAAUGCAUUUUUUCUUCUUAAGUCCAACAGUUUGAUUCGAUCAGUUCCACAGAAUUUAGAAGGCACUUGUUGGGACUUUGCCAAUAGCGGCGAACAGAUCACGCUGCCAACGCUUGGGUGCGGAAAGAGUGAUGCAAUAAAGAGAAUAUCGGCACAGACACUUGUGUGUCUUAUAAACAAGACAUUCGAGCGAGAUUACUUGGUGAUCGAUGCCAGGUUUAGCUAUGAGUAUGAUGGUGGACACAUAAGGGGAGCUGUAAAUAUUAAUAACGAAGGCGAUGUAUUCAGGACUAUAAAGGACAGGAGGAUAUUAAUUUUCUACUGCGAAUUUUCAUCCAUCCGGGGACCCACUUUGGCCAGAAGAGUCAGAAACUGGGACAGAAAGGGAAAUGAAUACCCAAGGCUUGAUUUCCCAGAAAUCUACAUUCUAGAAGGCGGAUACCGAAGCUUCUUUGAGCAAUUUCCCCAGUUCUGCACGCCAAGCAGCUACAUUCAAAUGCAUGAUAAAAGAUUUAAGAAAGAGUGUGCAUAUUUCCAUAAAAAGAUAAAAAUAAAGAAAAAUUGA
Molecule: messenger RNA, 831 nt
Organism: Vittaforma corneae ATCC 50505
Lineage: Eukaryota; Fungi; Microsporidia; Nosematidae
Exons: 1
Coding region: 1-831 (276 amino acids)
Biological process (GO): G2/M transition of mitotic cell cycle; positive regulation of G2/MI transition of meiotic cell cycle; positive regulation of G2/M transition of mitotic cell cycle
Cellular component (GO): nucleus; cytoplasm
Molecular function (GO): protein tyrosine phosphatase activity
Source: RefSeq, a predicted model, not a curated record